AUGAUGAUGAGGGAGCCGUGGAUGGAGGUGCUGCCGCCGGCGGCGAUGGGCUACUACGGCGGGCCGCGGGGCGCGGGCGGCUGGUUCACGGGGCAGCCGCGCGCCUGGACGGCGGACGAGAACAAGCAGUUCGAGCGGGCGCUGGCCGGGCUCGACCUCCGCAGCCCGGACUGGGACAAGGUGGCGCACGCCACCGGCAAGACGGUCCGCGAGGUCGUCGACCACUUCAAGAGCCUCGAGCUCGACGUCCACCAGAUCGAGUCCGGCACCUUCCCCGGCUACGGCCCCGGCGCGGCGGGCGCCGGCGCGGCCGCCGCCUUCACCCUGCAGUGGGACGGCAGCGGGGGGCACGCCGGCGCCGGGGACUUCCGGCACGGCUACCGGUUCGGCGGCUGCGGCGGCGGGAGGCGGCACGGCGGCCGCACGCCGGAGCAGGAGAGGAAGAAGGGGGUGCCGUGGACCGAGGACGAGCACAAGUUGUUCCUCCUAGGCCUGAAGAAGUACGGCAAAGGGGACUGGAGGAACAUUUCGCGCAACUUCGUGCAGACGAGGACGCCGACGCAGGUGGCCAGCCACGCGCAGAAGUACUUCAUCAGGCUCAGCUCCGGCGGCGGCAAGGACAAGAGGCGGUCGAGCAUCCACGACAUCACCACGGUGCACCUGGACGACCAGCCCCCCUCGCCGUCCCAGUCAUCCAUGAUCACCCAGUCCAGCGCACCGGCUCCGAGCUCGGCAACGGGGCAGUUCUCGCUGCCGGCCGACACCAAGCAGCACGGCGGAGCGAAUGCGCCAUACAAUUCGCCGCCGAGCUACGGCAUGGGUUUGCAAGAUCAAGGCAUCCAGUGUGGCCCUCUGCAUGAUCAGCUGGCGGCGAACCGGAGCAUGUUGUAUUAA
Triticum turgidum subsp. durum (durum wheat) is the source of this 894-nucleotide messenger RNA. The record is from the annotation of a GenBank genome assembly. NCBI's taxonomy places the organism in Eukaryota, Viridiplantae, Streptophyta, Magnoliopsida, Poales, Poaceae.